This is a messenger RNA of Petromyzon marinus (sea lamprey), 8508 nucleotides long. Its product is annotated as sphingosine 1-phosphate receptor 1-like. The record is from RefSeq and is a predicted model, not a curated record. Gene Ontology annotation, cellular component: membrane. NCBI's taxonomy places the organism in Eukaryota, Metazoa, Chordata, Hyperoartia, Petromyzontiformes, Petromyzontidae. Gene Ontology annotation, biological process: G protein-coupled receptor signaling pathway. Gene Ontology annotation, molecular function: sphingosine-1-phosphate receptor activity.
AGGUGUGGUUGCUGAAUUUCAAGAGCGGCUUCUCAUUAACCUGCAUGCUGUCCCAGGGACAACACCUCCCAGCAGAGAGAGGACAUCGGCAAUGCUGGCUGAACUUGAUAAUUGUCCGAAGACCAACUUCUGCAAUGUCAGUACAGUAUUCCGGAUACACUGAAAUUCCAGUUUUGUAGAAUUCCUCAAGUAUGGAGUUUUAAUGUUCUACAUUCCUAACGGUCCAAAUUUUCAGAAUUUACGAUCAACUCAAUUACACAGUUCAGGAGUUAUAGUCUUCCAAAUUAGCAUUUCCCAAGCCUUAUGAAGUUACAGUAUUCUAGAGUCCAACAAUUUUAUACUCUUAAAUUAUAAUUUCAGUCUGUUUUCUGGAUUCCAAUCAAAAGUCCCAGAAUUCUUUAAAUCCAGAGUUUCUGGAUUCCAAGUUAUAUGAAUAUUCUGGAUUUACGUUCCUGAUAUUCUGUAUUUCAGAUCACAAUUUCAACAUUUCUGGAAUUCUAGUUUUCCAUCUUUACCACGUUGCUCUAUUUCAGUAUUGCUGAAAUCUGUCACUUAAAAAUAACUCACUCCAGCCAGGAUUCCAGCAGGGACCAUUGACCGAGCUCAAGUCGGGUGUGCUGGCCAUGAUGAACCACACCUACAAUCCUCAGUUUGGGAGGCGGAGUUGGGCGACCAUGCUGAGAGUGUCACAGGCGUGAGAAUCUCAUUCUGAAGAUACACAACUGCCAGUACGUGGCAGUACAGCAAGCAGGUUGCUGGAACCUAAUAAUCCAAAACCUUCCAUACUUUGGUUUAGGUGGUUCCUAAGCUCGGGGGUCGACAGGGUAUUUAUUUUACAUUUUAAAAUAUAAUUUUAAUAGCUCACAUUCCAGUGUAUAUAAUGCACAUGAUACACAGCCAUAGGACAACACGUUCUUUACCACUGGCUGGUUUCCCACCCUUUUGUAAAAACAAAACCACGUCAGGUGAACUUUAAAUUACUAUUUUGCUAAAGUUAUCGCCAAGAUCACUAGCAAAUCCAUUUUCCAUAAGGCAAAACCAAAAGUGGGUCAAGUGUUGUGUGGUUCUACAAUGACAGUGGCUGGCCUUGCAGUUCAGAAGUAUAAUGAGAUACGAGCCCACUCAUUUCCUGAAGAAAUUCAAUUUGCAAAGAGGCAUUGGAUUUGUCAAAAUAUAUUAACACCAGCGAUUUGGUAUUCUAGAGGAAAAGCUAUGCAAGAGUAUACAGUAUCUCAAAUGUAUGUAUAUUGAAUUUAUUUUUCACUGUACGUAGCCAACCGUGCUAAUCUGAGGUGCAGGGGAAGGACACCAAUCCUACCUGCAGCAGAAGGGAAAACUAGCCAAAAUUAUCUUCCGUUCCUGACCACACAACUAUCCAAAGUGCUAAUGUGCAACUACAAAAUCUCACCAUUAAUGCACCUGUCUCAACGUAUUUGACCUUCUCACCUCUCCUUACAUUCCUACGUGAAUUCUGUUUCCCUACUUCCUGCACAAAGCACUCUGCCUACUCCUUAUUACCCUGGAAUUCGUCGCUCACCUUUGUUGUCCAACCUAAUUACAACUCGCUCUUUUUUAACGUUUCAUGUAGCCGCUUACCGCCCAGGUCUGUGUUGCUGUCAAUGAUUAGUUUAAUGGGUUUCGAUUAGACUUUUCAUCAACAGCAAUUAUAAUACCUGUACAGUUAUCCAUAAAUUCAUAAAUGUUACCAGUUAUAUACAAACUACUGCAUGCAUUGGCACCUUCAUAUACCUGAGACCUGGUGAAGCCCUAAUGGACCCUAAAGUACUCUGCAAUUAAACGCUGGUGGUUGGUUACCAGUCAUCAUUUUGGUGGGUCAUCGAACCUUUGUCCACUGCACCAAGAUUUUCAAACGAACUUCUGCAUCGCCUCAAUAGUUCCACUAGCAUCGCUGUUACCACAUCUUAAAACACGUUGCUUUACCAGAAUUUUUUUUUUCUAUAACUGGAUUUUCAUUGAUUUUAUACCAAUUGACACUACUGAAAACUCUGAUAGUGUGCCCAAGGUCUAAUUCAAACGUGGAGCACAAUAUAACAUCUAAGGGGUAGACAUGCUCAACCGCUCAGCUCUCUCGGACUCCGAGCUCAUCCUGCUGCACUACAACUACACGGGGAAGCUGGACCAUGGGUCCCGCGGGGAGCCCAGCUCCUCACUGGGGCCCGGCUCGCUGGCCCUCAUCGCUGUCUGCUGCGUCAUCGCUGCCGAGAACCUCCUCGUCAUGGCUGCCAUUGCGUGCAACGGCCGGCUGCACACGCCCACCUACUGCUUCGUGUUCAACCUGGCGCUGUCCGACCUGCUGGCGGCGGCGCUUUACGCCGCCAACGUGCGCCUGUCGGGAGCCACCACGCUGAGGCUGAGCCGCGCUGCGUGGUUCGCACGCGAGGGCGCCAUGUUCGUGGCACUGGGCGCCUCCGUCUUUAGCCUGCUGGCCAUCGCAGUGGAGCGCUACGCCACCAUGCUGCGUAUGCGCCUCACCCCGGGGGGGCGCGUCGGCGCGCGCCGCCGAGCUGCCAUCGCCGCCGCCGCGUGCUGGGCCGCGGCCCUGGUGCUGGGGGCUCUGCCGUCGCUCGGAUGGAACUGUGUGGGCCGCCUGCCUGAGUGCUCGGCCAUCCUGCCGCUGUACGCCAAGUCCUACUUGCUCUUCUGCGUGGCGCUCUUCUCGCUCAUCCUGGCGACCGACUCCGUGCUCUAUGCGCGUAUCUAUUGCCUUGUGCGGCGCAGUGGGAGGCGCGUAUCCCUGCGGGCGCCGUCCGCCUCCACUGCUGGCUCGUCUGCCAUCGAUGCUCCCGCAGCGGCUCGGAAGGCGCUGGCAGGGCGAGCAUCUCCCGAGCUGGGGUCUUCAUGCGCAAAGCUUAAGCUGCCAGCAGGAUCGGCAACCCCCAUGAAAAACACCUCUCCAGUAAGCCACAAGAAGGCUGGUGAAUCUGCUGGAACACCAAAGUCAGCCAGACCAACCAGAACAGGCGGAACAGCCGCAGCCCCUGGCAUGGCCGAAACAGGCGGAACAGUCGGUACACCCAAAACAGCCAGAAUGGCCACAACGGAUGGAAACACCGGAGCAAGCUGUCCCUCUCCAUCUUUGACGCCAAGGCCUGCUUCGCAGAGGGCCUCAGCCGCUUCCGAGAGGUCGGUGGCGCUCCUGCGCACGGUUGCCAUUGUUGUGGGCGUCUUCAUCGCCUGCUGGUCUCCGCUCUUCGCGCUCCUCGCUGCCGACGUGGCGUGCGAGGCGCGACGCUGUCCCAUGCUGCUGCGCGCCACCGACUGGUGCCUGGUGCUCGCCGUGCUCAACUCAGGUGCCAACCCCAUCGUGUACACGCUGGCGAGCCGCGAGAUGCGCCGCGCCUUCGUCCGUCUCGCCUGCUGCGUGGCCAAAGUGGUGGCCCUGCCCAUGGGUCGGCGCCGCAGCAGCCAACACCUGAGCCCUCACCACUGGGGACUGGACAGCGACACGGCGUCGACGCCGCACGCUGGCGUCGGGGCGGUCGCCGCCGCUGCCCACGCUCCAGCCGCUGCUGCGGCCAAGAUUCUGUUCCGGCAGCGGGGGUUCAGCUCGAGGAGGAGCACUCGGAGUGCAGGGCGAGCGCCGUCACCGGCGCCAGAGUCCGUCAGACCCACCGCCGCCACCGAGGCUGUGAGCUGCUCUUGAAUGAAGAGAUCAUAAUAGCCAUGUCGGACACAACUUAGCUUGCAUUGCUGAGGUGCUGAGUUUGAGAUUACAGCCCUGGGGUAGGAGGUGGCCGGGUGGCUCAGGGUGCUGUUACGUCAGAGAAAUGAGCCAGUACUGCUGAGAUCCUGGGUUUGGAUCCAAGUAUCAGCCAACCAUGACUAUAACUAGGUUCUCAAGUGUAAAAAGAUUGUAAGCAAUUAUGGAAAAAAAAUGACUCAAGUUAAAACUGUCAAGUCAAACCAACAUGAUUUCUUGCUCAAAUGGUCAAUUGAGGCGGUGCUCACAUCUUGUUUACAGUCCUGAGCCAGUGGUGGAAAUUCCACAUUCCUAUGGCAGGGCUGAGUCCAUAGAAUGACUUAUAUUACCACAAAAUGGUACUCAUUUGAUCAAUCCCAGAUAGGUUGAUAGGCCGAAUCCAUCCCCAACCAGGAUUUGAACUCGCAACCUUGCCAUUGUGAGCCGCUCACCGUGCUGCUGAGCCACCCGGCAAAUUUGAGUUAUUUUACCUCUAAGAAAACGAAAUGUUGGUAUGGCAAAAGGUGCCCUCCAGUGCAGAUAAAAAGACAAAAUGAAGUGAUCUCAGAAGUCGUUCUGGUAUGACACCUUUCUGGCCAGUUCUCCAACAAAGUGGUGCACUGCACGCUGCGAGUGACGAAGAUACAUUUUGUCAUCUCAUGCAUGAUAGGAACAGUAUUAGUGGAAUAUAAUUGCAGAAUUUUUAUUUUUAAUGAAUGCUGUGGCUUGGUGUCUAUCCCUCUCCAUGGAGGUUAAUAAUGGCAUUGGAGUCACGACUGCAUUCCAGCAUCGCUGAGUUCCUAGAUUUAUAGUCAAAUCCUUGGGACUGGACAUGUCUAGAGCUCUCUAUCUGGAGGUUCACAAUUGCUAUAAUAAGGUUGAUAAUUUCCACAUCAAAAACACUAAGCAGACAUUGAUGAGGACCUGAGAGUGCAAGAUUAAGAAUGCUGUCGCAGGACUUAUGUUUGUCAUAUGGUCAUAAUGGGCAUGUCUGAAAUACUAACAUGGCAAUGCAGAGGUCCUGGACCCAUAUAUUUCUCCAAGUGAGUUGUAUUAUUUGCGUUGUAUGCGGACGAAAAGGGUCCAACAAAGACAAGGUCCUGGGUAAAAGACAAAAGCUCUGGGCUGGGUAUCUCACUUGUUCGGGAGGGGGGGGGGGUUCAAUAAUGCUACAUUCAAGUUUUAUCUCCUCUGACUCAACCCGGUCACCACUGACUGCACAAAGCAAAAUCCAUGAUCAUAAUUAUAGUUUUUUCACUUGGUUUUAAAUUUUAUCAAGUCCAUGUUAUAGGUUACAAUUCCUACACACAUCGGAUGACUGACAUGCGGUGAACUGCUUUUUCAGGAAUUUCAAAAAUCACUAUCCAGUGUUGUUUUGAGAGGCUGUAUGAAGGCAAGAGUCGUACUGAAGUGGAUCUGGGACGUCAUCUUCCGGAGCCGUUCCCCAACACUGCACUCUACGGGAGUUCCCAAUGUUAAUCUCUUGACGAGCUGGUAAUUACAGCAAAAUGGGGAUAUUGAAAAAAAACAUUAAGUUAACUUUUAAUUAAUUGUUGGGGGCUGAUGUUUGUUAAUUUAAUUUUUUUUUAUUUUGUUCAUUUUCAGUUUGUAGUAUUUAAAUGUAUCAAAAUUUGUAUUAUCCUGUCAUGAACUGCAUGGUGAGUCAAGAAAAUAUUGUUCAUAAGUGGUCGAGUACAUUUUAAAGGUGUUGGGUUUGUCUGUGGUCACUCAUCUGCUUCCAAUAUGUAACAGUGCAAAAUAGUUUGUAUUUCAGUGCCUCGUUCGAGAACAGCAUUGCAAACUGUGAAAAUCUGUCCUGGAUAAAUGAAGAAAGUUGUAGAAAACGCCAUUACUAAGUGGACAUGCACAUGUACAGGCCUCUUAUCAAGCUACUGCCGAUUGAAGGCAUGCUGUGUGGGUUAUUUGGGAAAAUUCCACUUGCUCUUUGUUGUCCACAGCCCCACACAGCCUGGUAUGCAUGGCAGUUACCCAUCCAAACACUAUCCGAGCUCAAACCUGCUUAGCUUCUGAGAUCUAAUGAGAUCAGGCGCAUUCCAGGUUAUUUGGUCCACUCCUUAGUAUUUACCCUUUAAGGUAUACAUGGGAAGCUGCCUUCGUAGCUCUAAACUCACCUGUCUAGUUUCUUCCCAGGAUCUCAGGUCUGAGAUGUCUCUCAUGCUCAAGGCUACAUUUGCCGAGUUUGUUUUGGGCUGCAGAGCUUUCUCUUACUGAGAAACUCGGUUAGAUCUCACUAUGAUACUUUUUUAAUUAGCUCAUGUUCUUAAGGAGAAAUUAAAAAACCUUGACUUAAAGCUUUCGUGACUGCAGGAUUUCAUAUUCUUUGGGUCUUUCGGUAAAGUCACGUAGUUAGGUUCAAGUAAUAUAACAAAAAACUACGACGUUUCGAUCGCAACACAAGCGGUCGUUAUUUUCUUUGAACCUAUCUACGUGACUUUCCCAAAAGACCCAAAGAAUAUUACAAACCUUGUUAUUACAAGAGUCAAAUGUAUCCAUUGCAUAACAUAAAUACAUUGUAUGCACUUCAUAUAAUUACACCUUAUUAUAUUGUUUCAAAUUACCUUUUUUUACUUGGAAAAUUAAUGAAAAUGUUUCGUUUUAAUUUAAUAUUUACAUAUUAAAUUAAUGUUAUUUUAAAAUGUGUCACUUUGGUGCAAUAUUAAUUGUCUGCUCAUUUUGUAAACUGUGCAUUGAACUGAUGUAUCGCUGCCACCUUGCUGAAACACAUUUUGAAAUGAGAUGUUAAUCCUGAGGGUUUAAAUUGCAUCAUCGUCAUCAUUAUUAUUUAGAAUCCUAUGUAAAGAGUGCUCUUUGCCAUAAUAAUGUAGAAUUUCCACAACUGGCCUUGGAACUGCUGACUGAUGAGAACGGUCCCCUAUUUAUUUGAGCAGGGAGACACAGACAUGCGUUUUUUUUAAAAUAUUACAUUACACAUGACGUUGCGGUGUCCAUUAGAUUAUUUGUCUGUUGUGUUUAUGCCUCAAUUUAUCUGUCGUGCUUAAAUAAAUGGUCGCAGGUAAAGAUUGUGACACUAACGGUGACAAUGUGACACCACCCUCCACCCAAACCACCCUCUUCAAUUUGCGUCGUUCACAAUGUCCGGCAGAAUAAAUCAAGGCACUGCAACACCACCCACACCUGUCAGUGUUAAUGUAUACAGCUCACUGAGUCUAUGGCUCCCCUAGGGUUCAGGAGUAAUGCAUCAAGCUCAUACCGAGCCAGACUAAGGCUUCCUUCGGGUUCAGUAUGAAUGUACGAGGCUCAAAACGCCAGACUAAGGCUUCUUUAUAGUUGCCAUUGUACGAAGCGUAUACAUAGAUGAAAUAGAUGGACUGAAUUGCACACUUUCGUUUAUAAUGUUUCUUAUACAAUGGCACACGUAGAUGCGCUUACAAACAAAAUUCCCAUCAUGCUGUGCAUGCCCGUCAUCACGACCACCAAAUGGCAUGUGCAAUGUUCUCAGCCUUGUCUAGCUCGUACAGCCAUACUAAGGUUAGCCUAGGGUUCAUUAUUAAUGUACGAUGCAUAUAGAGGCAGACGGGGCCUCCUUUAGAGUUCAGUAUUAAUGUAUGAGGCACAUAGAGGCAGAAUACGACUCCCUUCGGGUGCAGUAUUAAAGUAUGUUGUUCAUACAGCCAGACAUAAGACUCCCAAAGGGUUCAAUAUGAAUAACGCUUAUUGAGGCAAAACUAGGACUAUCUUCCGGUUUAGUCUUACGUCUGGGGCUUAUGAAACCAGACUAAAGCUCCCUGUAUAUAUACACAAUCAACAUCAUCUACCCGUCUCAGCUCUCACCUCAAACCACAACAAAGUCCCGCCCACUAAGGCGAAAUCGACCAAUAGGAGCGGGGGCGCUUUGUCAUUUUACCAUGACGUCUUGCAUAUCAUUAGUAUAAAUGAUGAGUGUUGGCAAGUUAUGAUGUUUAAAGCCUCCCUUGGGGUUAAACUUUAAACACUGGUGAAUUCCAAUCAUUUAAUAAUUUGUAACAGUGAUUGCAUGCAUAUCACCUAUGCAUAUAUGUAUGGUAACAUGUGGAUAUAAUACUGCAUUAACAUAAUGACGGUAUAAUUGUAUUUACAUAUAUACACGUAAAUGCACACACUUAACCUAUGUAUAUAAUUAUCAGACAUAUAUAAUUAUCAGACAUUCCAUACACACGCAUGUAUAAAUAUGGACGGACAAGAAGACGCAAUACAAGACCUGGAAUAAUUUCACAUUUAAAGGUAAGUUCAUAUUUAAAAUACAACUUUGGUAAAAACGUCCUUAUGGUAUGGUAAUGAUUAAAAUGACAUUGUUAUGAAAACGCUCUUAUCAUAAGGAUGAUGCUGCUGUCACGUGCUGCUAACGAUAAUGCCACUGCUGAUGAUGUUGCCGCGAAAGCAUUAGAUGUGAUACUGUAGAUGCUGCUGUUACUGUUAAUGAUGUCAAUGAAACAGCUGUUGAUAGUUGUAAUCUGAUUAUGUUUAUACUUAUGAUGCUGUUGAGGACGCUUCUGUUUAAGAUAUUGCUACUGAUCCUGUUGCUUAUGAUUCUGCUGCUUUCGAGAAUGAUUAUACACAUUGUUCUCUCAAUCACCCGGCAGAUCGACAAUUCAAGACCGCCUCCUGGUGAACACUGCUGGUACUGCACAUUGAUGUAACCCUCAUGGGCCUCUAACUCAAUAUAAACUUACCACGGAACACAAACGUACAUACUACACAGAUUACCACGUAUACCAUUAUACGCAUGCACUGGUGGGGGGGUGGCACGUGCCCCCCCAAUGAUCCGAUCGAAAUCCCUAAUUUCGAUC